UGGUGUUACUGUACCACCUCUGAGCCGAAGUGCCUGGAGGGAGGCGUGUUCUGAACUACGUCUCCCAGCAGACCGUGCUUGCGGGCUGAAGGAAGCAGUCACGGUGGUUCCUCCUGGACUUUGGGCAGAGAUUUUAAGUCUGAGAGGCGACAGGCUCCUGACGAUCCUCUUCCACGCAGCCCGUGUGUCUCGCCACAAAAAAAGAGCAGCUCCUCUCCCCGCCAGCAGAGCCGGGAUGGCGGUGCAGGUGACGGUUCUGCCUUCCCCCAGGUGUCUGUUUGAUGACCCCGUGCAGAUCUGUGUGGCCGGUCUCCUGCCACAGCAGGCGGUCACCCUCCGAGCCAGCCUGGUGGACGAGAGCGGGGAGCUUUUCCAAGCCCACGCUCGCUACAGAGCUGGGAGCAGCGGAGAGCUCGACCUCAGCCGCUCCCCUGCGCUGGGGGGCAGCUAUUCAGGAGUGGAGCCGAUGGGGCUGCUGUGGUCUCUGCAGUCUAAAGCGCCCUAUAAGCGGCUGGCAAAGAGGAACGUCCUGACCCCUUUCUGUGUGGACUUUGAAGUGUAUGAGGGACACGGGGACAUGAGCCACUUGCUGGGAAAAUGCACCAAUGAGCGAUGGUUUAUAGGAGAGGGGGUGAAGAGGAUUUCGGUCAGAGAAGGUCGUCUGAAAGCAACUCUCUUCCUCCCUCCUGGACCUGGUCCAUUCCCUGGACUUAUCGAUUUGUAUGGAUCUGGAGGAGGUCUUGUUGAAUACAGAGCAAGUCUUCUGGCUAGCAGAGGCUUUGUGACUCUGGCUCUUGCUUACAUGGCCUUUGAAGAUCUCCCUGCUAUGCCAGAGAUUCUUGAACUGGACUAUUUUGAAGAAGCUGUAAACUUUUUGCAGAAGCAGCAGCAGGUGAAGGAUACUGGGAUUGGCGUUUUGGGCUUGUCUAAAGGAGCUGAUCUAGCCCUUUCCAUGGCCACGUUUCUACCUGGAAUCAAGGCAGCUGUCAGCAUAUCUGGAAGUGGUUUUAAUUCUUUCAUUCCCCUGCGGGUGGAUGGCUUCACUGUUCCUCCCCACCCGUAUGAUUUGGGGAGGAUGAAGAUCAGUGACGAGUCUGGCCUAGUAGAUUUCUCAGAUGUCCUGGAUGAUCACAGGGACCCAGCGACUUGGGACUGUCGCAUUCCUAUGGAGAGGUCCUUGGCAAAGUUCCUCUUCCUGUCUGGACUGGAUGACACAAACUGGAAAAGUGACGUCUAUUGCCAGGAUGCUGUUCAGCGCCUUCAGCAGCAUGGACGGAAAGUGGAGUUUUGCUCCUAUUCUGGAGCAGGGCACCUCUUGGAGCCACCAUACCUGCCUCUGUGCCAGGCUUCGAUCCACAAAGUGCUUGGGGUAUUUGUACACUGGGGAGGGCAAUGGAGGGAGCAUGCCAAAGCCCAAGAAGAUGCAUGGCACAGGAUACAGGCCUUUUUCUGGCAACACUUGAUGGACUCAGACAUCCCUAAGAGUAAGCUGUAGUGGAAGCUGUCAAAGGUGCUAACCAGGGUUGGUAUUUCAGCUCUCACUGAAUCUUGGAAACUCAUUGAAAGUUUCCUGGCCUGCCUUCUUCUAAACCCCACUGCUGCAUAGUUGUUUAUUUUCAUUCCCCAAACAAUUUCCCAUUUUUUUGGUUGAAUUUUAGUUGUUUUCUGGCCCCAGCUGCAGUGUAGAUUGGCACCAUCUGAUCUGCCUGUGUGCUGUAGUCAUCUGAGAAAAACCCAGCAUACCAUCAUUCAGAUUGCAUUUGUACUGAGCUGUCUUGCCCUCAAUCUCAAACCAUCAUCUUUGGUAGCAGGAAACACUCUCAUAGGAGGAGUUUUCCAUUGACUUGUUUAGUCUUGCACCUUUCACUAACCUAGAUGUAAACAGCAAUUUCUUGAGACGGCACAUCAGUACACUCACCUUUCCUCUUGGUAUAUCAUUUUCUCACAUUUCUUAGUAAAAAGGUUGCAGCAAUUCUGAUCUCAACUGGGUAAUCAGACACCCUUCUGACUUAUUCUGAAGUGCGGUGAUUACAUUUUUUUUUCUGGUACCUCAAAAACCAGAAGUGAAUCUUAUUCAGGCUACCAGGUUAUCUGCUUACUCCAGAUAAGUUACGUAUCAGGGUAAAGUUUCCACUGCACUACUCAAUAAAUACACUGUGUAUGUGUGUAUGCACAGUUUACUUGAAAUUAUCUGAAUGAAGCCUUCAAUUGUCUUUAUUCCUAUAAAUAAUACAUAGGCAGAAAUCCUGGUGUAGUCACAAGCUGCUGCUUCACCUAGCCGAAGAAUUUAUGUCCAGAAGUCCUUCCAUCGGUAAGAGGAGUGGGGGAGUCUGCCGUAGGCAUCUGCACAAUGCUCGAGAUGGGGGUGAUAUAGAUGUGCUAAGUACCUUCUUUUGAAUGUUGAAAGUCAGUUUAUCCCUGUUUUGGGGAGGAAGAAUAAAGCCGCUGCUGUUGCUGAAUUCCCGGGAGCCCUGUGGAGUGGGCUGUCUCUGCGCUCUUGCCACUAUGGCAGAGAGCUGUGGGCUCCAUGACAGCUAGGAAAUGCCACUCUGCAGAGAGGGCUGACCUUGCCUUCUGGGGAGAAUGCGCAUCAUCUCACCCUUUACUGAGGUAACAAAUCUGCCAAGGACAGCUGUGAUCUACCUUGUGCAUUUGUGGGAUAGUGGCAUACAGCAGCUUGCUGGCUUUUUCUUGAUAUCAAAUGGCAUCAACUGAGCCGAUUUUGCUUCCUGGAGCAGUCAAGGCUCCCAUUCUGACCACAGAAGCCAGGUGGAGCUGGGGGUCUCUGCCUGCGCUGAGGCAGCACAAUCUUGCCUUUUAGAGGGCAGUAGUCCCUGGUUUCCAAUUUCUUCUGGGACGUGAGCCCUGCAGGAGCCUGGACCCUGCUGAGGGCAGAACCAUACCCUUAGUUAUUGUGCUUCAAGGAGCAAAGGCUACUCAAAAUGAGCCUCAAAGGGCUGUAGGUCCAUUCAAUACAUGCAAUGCAGAGCGUGCCCUUUCAUUUACUUCCAAUUUUCCUGCCACAGCCCUUCUUCAAAAUGGUGGAUGGGUACCACUUAGCUCAAGGUGUAAGCAGUUAGAGUGGGGAGGUGUCACUCCUGCUCACCUGUACUGGUCAUCCAUCAAGUUUUCUGCUAUUACCUCUUCCUCGUUUCUGUUUUUCCCCUGUGUGUCUAUGUCCUGCAUGGACUGUGGUUGUUCCAGAUGUUUAGUGAGUGGGCAGGACCUGGCAGAAGAGCAAUGUGAUGCAACAAGUGAAGUCAAACCCAUUUAAGCAUUUCAGUCUGAGUAAGGGACAUUUUCUUUCCCCUUAUUUUUCUAUUUUAUUGAAGCAGUCAAAAAACCCUGGGUUGUCCAUCCACGCUUGCGUCAGACUCAGGGCACGAGGCUGUGGUACGAGUAAUUUGGUUCUUUUGUUUUUUCUGAACACAGUGAGGCUUAUACAGUACACUGGGGCGUUCUCCCGCCUGUGGGAUAACGCAUCUAUUUCAGUCCCUUCUGAGGGGAAGACAAACUUUCUCAGCCGUCAGUGGGCAGUUUACAGAUAUAUACUUCGAAUUACAAAAUUGUGAGCUUCUGAGAAAGUACAUUUUCUUCAACUAUAGGAAACUACCAUUAAAAGGAAAAAUACUUUCCAUCAGUAAAUCAACUAUGUGGUCAGUGAUGCUUUCAUACAGUCUGUUAUGUUGUCACAUUCAGCAAUCGGGUGCAGGAAAACAGUGUUGAAACUAGAGGAUGAAGGGAGAUGACAAGAGCACAUAGGAACUCUUUGUUUCGUUGCUCUGGAAUGGAAGCUUUGCUACCCACUUAAAAGCCCUUUAUUUAUCACUUGGAUGGCAGCUGGCAAGAAAAGACGGAAAAAGCUGAUUUAGCUGAGCAGCUUUGUGCCACUUGCAAAGAAGAAAACAUGCCAGCCAACCCAGUUGCACUGGGAAUUCUUUUUUAAAUCAGCUGGCCUUUUAAAAUUAAACUCGAGUUUGAAACUUACCUUCAGGAAACUGGAAACUGAAGGGAGACUAAUACCAAAUAAUUGCAAAUAGCCUAGCUUCAAUAAAAUGCUUAUGCCUGUUCUUUGACGUGUUCUUCAGUGUUUUGCUGAAGACUUUGACUACUAAAUGUUUCUUCUACUGAAGAGGUGAUACAGACAAAUGGGGCUAAUAUCACAUUUUUUUCCAAGUUAGUGACAAAAAUUCUACUAAUUACAGCCUGUAGACUCAGGGUGCUUCAUAUAAUUUCUCUAGGCUUACAGAGUACAGACAACAUUAUUCAAGAACGAUGUGAAAGUUAUUUAAUUAAAGAUAAUUGAUCUUUAGCUGCAAAAGACAUCCUAUGCCAAGCGCAACUGAUAAUAAAAAUUGGAUGGGGAAAGCUAUUCUUGUAAUCUGCUUGUAGUUGAAAAGUGCUUCAGAUAAAAUAGAGCAUCAAAGGACUGGCUUGAACCAAAAGAUCUCGGCUUAAUGCUUACAUCAGUCAUCCCUUUGUUUGGCACUUUGCGCUACAUAUCUAUUAUGAGAAUGAGAAAAGCUUGUGAUGAGUCUUUUAGGAAACCGAGAAGCAAUCUCCCCACAUGUAAGCUGCUAUGAACAAAUUUAUUGUAAGGAAACAGUACAUCUUGCAGUGCUCUUUUGGGGCAGGAUGGUUUCCCUAGCUAAUUUGGAAUAGGGCAACGGUAGAGAUUGCUGAUUUGCCAGUUCAUUCUUGAAAUUUUCCUUCUUUGCUCUAUUUCAACUUGUGGUCUGUCUACAUAGAAAGGAGACUACCCCAAAAAGAAGAGAACUGGUGAGAAAAAGCACGUCCUUGAGUGGAACAUCACUAAACUCUACUUUUGCCUUACUUCCCUGACGCCAUGAAUCUAAUAUAAUCCGUGUGAAUGCAGUCUAAGUUAUGAGAAGCAUAUAUAGCAUUAUUUUAAACUAGGUGUCCGUGAAGCAGGUUACAGGCUGUUUGCACACGGAGACCUUUGGAUACAAUUAUCCUUUUUGUUGUGGGCUUUCUGUAUCACAAUGCAGAUGGUUUUCUUUACAUAGCUGCAUCCUGCAGUCCUAUCUACUCAGUAACCC
Molecule: messenger RNA, 5060 nt
Organism: Chroicocephalus ridibundus (black-headed gull)
Lineage: Eukaryota; Metazoa; Chordata; Aves; Charadriiformes; Laridae
Product: acyl-coenzyme A thioesterase 1-like
Exons: 3
Coding region: 236-1495 (419 amino acids)
Biological process (GO): fatty acid metabolic process; acyl-CoA metabolic process
Molecular function (GO): fatty acyl-CoA hydrolase activity
Source: RefSeq, a predicted model, not a curated record